UUCCUUACCGACGAGAUAUUUCGCAAUCAAACAGACCGAAUCCCGAAAACUAUAUAUAUUUCUUUUUCUCAUCUCCAUUUUUUGCCCUAAAUUCACACCUCCUCUGUACAGCCUCCACCUAGACGAACACAUGCUAUUCGCUUCAAAACUCCUCACUUUCCUUCACUUUCCUUUACUUUCUCGUUCUAGUUCCUCGAUUUCUCCGACAGCGAGCCAAAGCGGCACAGUUCUGCUUGUUCUUGACCCUGUCCUUCCAGAUCGCGAGUUAUGCGCCUUUGGUUGUUAUCAACUUGUCAGAUGUGAGGCCUGAGUCUUGGUUAUGGAUGCCGUGGAGUUGAAUUAUCUCUUUGACGUGGCGGCGCCUAAGCUCAUGGGAUCGGACGGGUUUAGUAGAGAUAGGGUUACGUUGAUGGAGGUGGAAGCCGCGGCUUGCGAGUCGAGCCGUGAGUUGUGCACCUCUUUGCUUAGCCAAAAAGAAAGAACAAGUUCAGCUAAUUUUUUGGAGUCAACGCCUGAACUGUGUCAGCAUGCAAGGCAGCUGUCCUGUUUUCCUAGUGAAAUCAUGUCUAAGCAGCACCAUUGUAGUGGUGCCAAUGGCCUUUCAAGGGUUCCGAGGCUUGAAAAAACACAUGUACAGAAAAAAUCAGGACAAAUAUCAAGAAAUGGUAGUGGAUGUCAUAAAAGACUGCAACUAAAUCUGUUGGAACAUACUAAAGGUCCAGCUGCAGUAGAUGACAUGAAGGAUCCAGCUGAUAAGCUAGGAUCACUUCCGACAAAAAAUGACACUCAAGAGAAAGCUCAUUUAUCAAGACAAAAGAACAACUUCAAUGGAAAACGUGGUGAUAGGAGAAAUUUCAAAGUUUCCACAAAGGCUAAAUAUGAUUCCUUCUCUGUGAAGGCAAGUUUAGCAAGCUUCAGUUUAGCUGCUGCAGGGAACAACUUCUUUGGAGUGCAUGGUCUGAAGACAGAUAUUCAUGACAUCACAAAACUUGUAGAUGAUUUGUCAUUGAACGAUCUCCUUCAAGGCACUUAUGAGUGUCCUAGCUUAGCCAAAGAUGGGGGAAAGAAAGCAGCAAACACAACUGAACAUAUUCUCCAUUCAGUUAGAAAGGCUUGCUCUAUUCUUCAGCUAUAUAGCUCUGCGCAAAUCCAAAGUUUUGCUGAGAUAGAUAGCUGUUCCAAUGAGAAAAUGCCCACAUGCCAAUCGAGCUCUAUUUCUUUCGUGGGUAAUGGAGGUAAUGGUGAUUCAACUACAGAUCUAUCUCUAUCAAACAAGUUACAGGAUUCUAGCAGCAACUCUGAUACUCCUGCUAAUUUGCUCAGUUUUUCAUUUUAUCAACCUAAAGAUAUGUUAGAACGCCUAAAACUGCCUCUUCCCAAGGAUUUGGAGUCUUUGCUUCUGGAUGCGGCCAAGGCUUCUGUCUCCUCAAGAAAUACUUCUGAUUCACGUCCAGGCAAACAAAUAUCUCGCUGGCCUAGCUUGCCACCUUUUCCUUGGUCACACACUUUUAGUGGGCAUUGUAGAACAAAUUCUGAUGCAGUUAAGCUUUUAACAAGUAGGAGUACAUGCCAAGGUAGAUGGGUGAAAAUGACGUACACUUUUAGUUCACUUAGGAUUUCCUCUAAUUGUUACGCAAAUUUGGAGUGCUUCACUUAUGAUGAGACCCUAGUUCCAUCAAGUGGAAGAAAGCUGGCUGUCCUAGAUAGUAAUUUUGGUUCAUCUACAUCAGUUGCUCAGUGUGAGUGGGGUUCAUCAAAAGCAGCAGCCUCCAUGGUGUGCCACACUCCUCUAGGCAAUACUUGCUUGAAGGAAUCUGGAGUUGACCUCAAGAAUCAAGGAAAAGUUGAGCAUUGUCCAAGAGUACUGGCAGCUGCUCAAACCUUGUAUGGGAUUGCCACAUGCAGCUCAAGGCUAAACCAAGAUGGAAGGAUGAAGUGGCCAAAGAAGCCUUCACAAAAGGUGAUGAAAGCUCGCAAAUCUAGAUCGAACGAUAAACAUGAAAUAAAGUUUGCACAAUCUGCUUCCCAAAGAAAUGUUGACCAAAGAGUGACAACCUCAAAGAGGCCUAAAAUGUCAACAAGUGAGGACAAGGAGGAUUUUGCUCAUAUCAAUGGUGUGCAAAAGGGCCCAAUAAAUUGGUCUACGCCAAAAUCAAGUAGAUCAUCACCCAACAAAUCAGAUAGGGAUUCCACUGCCUACGUUGUAAAGCAUUCAUGUAUGAUGCCACCGCCAGCAAAAGUUAUUAAUAGAACUUGCAACAGCCAACAAAAGGUGCGUAGAUUAAUGCGAAUGGAUUGGAGCAGGGAGGAGUGAUGAAAUGCCAUUCCUACCUGUGAUAGUUGAUGCUGGUGCCCGACCUGCCAAACUGGGUUGCUGUAUAUAGUGGGGUUGUUGUAGGAACCUGUUGUAACCGCUGGAGGGGUGAACAGGGAUGUUGUAACAUUAAGGAGACUCGUAGUUCAUAGCAGGAAAAUUCUUUGCCUUGUGUAGAGCAUUUACGAGGCAAUAGCAAUUUCAGUUUUUUCAUUCAUAGAUGUCUAAAUGAACCUAUAGGUACAAUCCGUUUUCCAAGCUUGAAUAAUUUGCUCUUCUUGUCGUGCA
Molecule: messenger RNA, 2602 nt
Organism: Manihot esculenta (cassava)
Lineage: Eukaryota; Viridiplantae; Streptophyta; Magnoliopsida; Malpighiales; Euphorbiaceae
Exons: 7
Coding region: 320-2314 (664 amino acids)
Source: RefSeq, a predicted model, not a curated record